AUGUCAACACUUGAACCUUUUGCUAGUAACUUGAAGCACCCGAAUCUGGUGAACCUGAUCGAGGUUUUCCGGCGAAAGCGUAAGCUGCAUCUCGUGUUCGAGUACUGCGACCAUACCGUGCUGCAUGAGAUGGAGAAGUAUCCUUCUGGUUGUCCAGAGCUCUUGUCAAAGCAGAUAAUCUGGCAGACGCUGCAAGGCGUAGCAUACUGCCACCGACACAACUGCAUUCACCGGGACGUCAAGCCGGAGAACAUCCUUCUCACAGCCGAAGGCGUCGUCAAGCUCUGCGAUUUCGGGUUCGCCAGAUUGAUCAGUGGUUGUUCUUCCGAGUACUCAGUUCAUACGAUGAUCCCUUUCGGUGUGGACGUUCGAAGAAAAUGUAGUCCAGGCCCCGGUGAGAGCUAUACGGACUACGUGGCCACACGGUGGUACCGUGCACCAGAACUGCUCGUCGGAGACACCAUGUACAGCACUCCGGUUGACGUCUGGGCUAUUGGCUGUGUAUUCGCGGAACUGUUGUCGAGCGAAGCUUUGUGGCCAGGCAAGAGCGAUUUGGACCAAUUAUAUCUGAUACGGAAGACCCUCGGUGACUUGUUACCGCGACACAUGACUAUUUUCUCACAGAAUACCUUCUUCCAGGGUAUGGCGUUACCAGAACCGACGACAUUCGAAUCACUGGAAAGAAAAAUUCCUCAAAGAUAUGCAAACAAUGAUCUGAUUAUAGAUUUUCUGCAGAAGUGCCUAGACAAGGAUCCGAUAAUGCGGUGGACGUGUGAACAGCUACUCCGACACCCGAUAUUCGAAAACUUUCUGUUCACCGUGCCGCAGACCAAUCAUGAGCAAUACGAAAAAUCCAGGCGGGCUCAGGUGCAAUCAUCCCCCCUGCUGCCGCAGCUGAUCGUGUCGGAGCGCGCGCAGCCGAAGGGCAAGAAGGCAGAUCUGGACGCACGCAGUCAUCUGCCCACCAUAUGACUACCGCCCGCGCGCUAGGAUUCUGGCUCGUUGCAAUAAAUGUCUAUAA
This is a messenger RNA of Hyposmocoma kahamanoa, 1021 nucleotides long. RefSeq names its product cyclin-dependent kinase-like 1. Gene Ontology annotation, molecular function: ATP binding; cyclin-dependent protein serine/threonine kinase activity. The transcript is spliced from 9 exons. Gene Ontology annotation, cellular component: nucleus. Gene Ontology annotation, biological process: protein phosphorylation. The coding region runs from base 1 to 972 and encodes 323 amino acids. Lineage: Eukaryota; Metazoa; Arthropoda; Insecta; Lepidoptera; Cosmopterigidae. The record is from RefSeq and is a predicted model, not a curated record.